Danaus chrysippus (African queen) is the source of this 372-nucleotide messenger RNA. The record is from the annotation of a GenBank genome assembly. NCBI's taxonomy places the organism in Eukaryota, Metazoa, Arthropoda, Insecta, Lepidoptera, Nymphalidae.
AUGGGUCUUUAUCGAGUUGUAUCAGACGAGGAGCACGGCGAUUGCCAUCCGCCGUAUUGGGCGUCAUUGGUUACGAAAACUAAUAUGUUAUUAGUAGUCGUGCAAGCGGGUCCUUGGGAGUAUAAGGAUAAUUGUGUCAAACCUAUGGAUACAAAGCCAGAGCCUACAGCGGAUUCCACGACGAGUCGCGAGCCGUGUCAUAAGCUUGAUUUAGGGAGAUUAACUCGACGUCGUCUACAGGGAUGUUUUACGUAUCAUGACAAGGAAUCAGACAUAAACGAAUGCGGCAUUGGAAGUCAUACAAGGGCAGAUACAGUUACGUUAAUGUGCACAAUUUUAUUAAGUGUUUAUUUUCAAAGAUUUUAUUCAUGA